This is a messenger RNA of Abrus precatorius (Indian licorice), 948 nucleotides long. RefSeq names its product zinc finger protein 4-like. The transcript has a single exon. The record is from RefSeq and is a predicted model, not a curated record. Lineage: Eukaryota; Viridiplantae; Streptophyta; Magnoliopsida; Fabales; Fabaceae. The coding region runs from base 260 to 865 and encodes 201 amino acids.
GCCAACACCACCAGAUGACAUUAGCAUUGUCCCAAUUCCCCCUCUAAAGUAUAUGCAAAACUCGGUGGGAACACAGGACAUGGCGUAGUGCUGAGUUCACAAAAGAUAACACUUCACAAAAAUAAUAAUCAGCUCCCACUUCCAAUCCCUUGCAUUCAAUCAAUCAUUCCACCCCCUUUUCAUCCUUACUUAAGAUCAAGAACUCCAAUUACCAUACCCCUCUACCCAAAAACCAUUCUGAUCUCACAGAUUCGUUAUUAUGACCUUCACCAAGGAGGAUGAAGUUGAUGAUCAUGUGUCAAUCAAUAACAAUUAUGUAGAUGGUGGAUCACAGAACAUUGACACCAACGAAAUUGUGACACCUGAAGAGGAUAACUUUGGAGAAUGGUUGAGUUUAGGCCUAAAAGGAGACAUGCCUCAUGAAGCAGUGGAACAAAACCAAUACUCCCAAUCAAAACCUCUCCACAACAAGGUAUUCUCAUGCAACUUCUGCAUGAGAAAGUUUUAUAGUUCACAAGCCUUAGGGGGUCACCAGAAUGCACACAAGAGGGAAAGAGAAGCAGCCAGAAGUUACCAAUCUCAUAGGAUGAUGACAACAUCAAUGGGAUUUUCUUGUUCUUCUUUGGCAUCUCGGUCACUGGGAAUUCAGCCCCACUCGCUUGUGCACAAGCCAAGCAGAGAAAGGACUAAUAUGGUGGCUAGAUUCAAUGAUGCCAGUUCUGGGAUUAAUGGAAUGGCAUCAUGGGCAUGGCCACCCUUUAUGCUUGAACAAGCCGUUGAUUUCAUAUGGCCAGGUAGCUUUCGAAUGGAUUUGCCAAAGCAAGAAUCAAAUAUUAAUAAGCUUGACUUAGAUCUUCGCCUCUGAUGCUUCAGAGUCCUGAUUUACCCCUCUGCUGCUUUCUUCUUGAUUUCCAUAUGCUAUGUGUAACUUGUGCUAAUAAGAUGUCA